CGCACGAAACUCAAACACGCCCAGUGUUUCGUUUAUGUCAUGUGAUCGUUGGACAAGAAAGUUACCACAGGAAGUGCACAGUGCAAAUAUGGGUAUGUCAACGGAGUCACGGCUUAUCUUUGUUUCUGGAUGUCUUCUGUUGCUGUUUGGGUCCUCAUGGGCAUCGAACGACACCACCCCUUUGGUUAUAUGGCAUGGCAUGGGGGACAGUUGCUGCAAUCCACUCAGCAUGGGUGCAAUAAAGAAGAUGGUGGAGAAAGAAGUGCCAGGGAUUUAUGUGCUGUCCCUAAUGAUCGGCAGCUCUGUCUUACAGGACACUGAAAAUGGCUUCUUCAUGGAUGUUAAUGCGCAGGUGUCAUUUGUAUGUGAUCAGUUAGCCCAAGACCCAAAACUGAAGGAAGGCUAUAACGCAAUGGGCUUUUCCCAGGGGUCACAGUUUUUGCGAGCUGUUGCACAGCGCUGCCCAUAUCCACCAAUGAAGAACCUCAUCUCUGUCGGUGGGCAGCAUCAAGGGGUAUAUGGUCUUCCACGAUGCCCUGGUGAGAGUUCUCAUAUCUGUGACUGGAUUCGCAAGGAACUCAACUCGGGCGCAUACACAGAUUUAGUUCAGAAACACUUGGUGCAGGCACAAUACUGGCAUGAUCCCCUUAAUGAUGACUUGUAUAAAAAAUACAGCCUAUUCCUUGCCGACAUUAACCAGGAGCGGGUGGUGAAUGAGACCUACAAGAAGAAUCUGAUGUCUCUAAAUAAGUUUGUCAUGGUUAAGUUCCUGCAGGACACUAUGGUAGAUCCUGUGGAUUCUGAGUGGUUUGGCUUCUAUAAACUUGGUCAAGCUCAAGAGAUGGAAACACUACAGGAAAGUCCCAUAUAUAAAGAGGAUCGUCUGGGAUUAGCAGUGAUGGAUAAAGCAGGAAAACUUGUGUUCCUUUCCACUAAUGGAGAUCACUUGCAGUUCACAAACGAAUGGUUUAACCAAAAUUUACUUCCUUAUCUACGCUAAGCGGAGUGACACGGUGUCCAAUGAGAGCUUACGUUUACACGCAUCUGCUGAUGUGGCAUGUUCCUAACUACUGUUUCUGAGUUUUAUAUGUUUGUCUCAUAUUCAAAUGAAGCCAGUCGUCCUGCUUGUUUUAUUGCACUGAUCUAAUUUUACAAAAUGUAUUCCGAACAAAUUCCGCAUUUACUUAAAUGAAAAAUAUACUUGUUGUAAUUUAGUUUUUUAUUUUACAUUCGCUGAUCAAUAAAAUUUGAUUAUUUUGAA
Molecule: messenger RNA, 1261 nt
Organism: Paramisgurnus dabryanus
Lineage: Eukaryota; Metazoa; Chordata; Actinopteri; Cypriniformes; Cobitidae
Gene: ppt1
Product: palmitoyl-protein thioesterase 1 (ceroid-lipofuscinosis, neuronal 1, infantile)
Biological process (GO): protein depalmitoylation; receptor-mediated endocytosis
Cellular component (GO): lysosome
Molecular function (GO): palmitoyl-(protein) hydrolase activity
Source: RefSeq, a predicted model, not a curated record